Molecule: messenger RNA, 2561 nt
Organism: Mirounga angustirostris (Northern elephant seal)
Lineage: Eukaryota; Metazoa; Chordata; Mammalia; Carnivora; Phocidae
Gene: AGTR1
Product: angiotensin II receptor type 1
Exons: 3
Coding region: 358-1437 (359 amino acids)
Biological process (GO): calcium-mediated signaling; G protein-coupled receptor signaling pathway; regulation of vasoconstriction
Cellular component (GO): membrane; external side of plasma membrane
Molecular function (GO): C-C chemokine binding; angiotensin type II receptor activity; C-C chemokine receptor activity
Source: RefSeq, a predicted model, not a curated record
GCCUCACCGCGGAUGAUUCCAGCUCUUGUCAGCCAGGGCCCCAGGCAGUGGCGACAGGCACGGCUAGCAGCUCUGUCGUGCUAGGGCGGUGAUUGAUGGGGAGCAGCCCAAGCGAACCCCAGGAGUGAGGGCGCACCGCAGGGACGCGGAAGCGGCGGGAGGAAGCCCCGCACCAGCGCUGCCAGCUUGCGGUCCGACCUGGGCUCAGCGCCCUGGGCGCGGAUUGAAUACAUGAUAAAUUGGUCUCAAAUGGCUGGGGUUUCAUCUGAAUAAGACACGAAAGCCAUCCCAGAAGUUCUGCAUCCAGGUGCAUCUGGCAUAGUGUCUGAGACUAAUUAAUUAACCCAAGAGUUCAAAAUGAUCCUCAACUCUACCACUGAAGAUGGUAUCAAAAGAAUCCAAGAUGACUGUCCCAAAGCUGGAAGGCACAAUUACAUAUUUGUCAUGAUCCCUACUUUAUACAGUAUCAUCUUUGUGGUGGGAAUAUUUGGAAACAGCUUGGUAGUGAUUGUCAUUUACUUUUACAUGAAACUGAAGACUGUGGCCAGUGUUUUUCUUUUGAAUUUAGCACUGGCUGACUUAUGCUUUUUACUGACAUUGCCACUGUGGGCUGUCUAUACUGCGAUGGAAUACCGCUGGCCCUUUGGCAAUUACCUAUGUAAGAUUGCUUCAGCCAGUGUCAGUUUCAACCUCUAUGCCAGUGUGUUUCUACUUACAUGUCUAAGCAUCGAUCGUUACCUGGCUAUUGUUCAUCCAAUGAAGUCCCGCCUCCGGCGCACAAUGCUUAUGGCCAAAGUCACCUGCAUCAUUAUUUGGCUACUGGCUGGCUUGGCCAGUUUGCCAACCAUAAUCCACCGAAAUGUAUUUUUCAUCGAGAACACCAAUAUCACGGUUUGUGCUUUCCAUUAUGAAUCCCAAAAUUCAACCCUCCCCAUUGGACUCGGCCUCACCAAGAAUAUACUGGGUUUCUUGUUUCCUUUUCUGAUCAUUCUUACAAGUUAUACUCUUAUUUGGAAGACCUUAAAGAGGGCUUAUGAGAUUCAGAAGAACAAGCCAAGAAAUGAUGAUAUUUUCAAGAUAAUUAUGGCAAUUGUACUUUUCUUUUUCUUUUCCUGGGUUCCCCACCAAAUAUUCACUUUUCUGGAUGUAUUGAUCCAACUGGGCAUCAUACAUGACUGUAAAAUUGCAGAUAUUGUUGACACCGCCAUGCCCAUCACUAUUUGCAUAGCUUAUUUUAACAAUUGCCUGAAUCCUCUCUUUUAUGGCUUUCUGGGGAAGAAAUUUAAAAAAUAUUUUCUCCAGCUUCUGAAAUACAUCCCCCCAAAGGCUAAAUCCCACUCAAGCCUAUCAACAAAAAUGAGCACACUUUCCUACCGCCCCUCAGAUCAUGGAAAUGCAUCCACCAAGAAGUCUGCCUCAUGUGUUGAAGUUGAGUGACACACUUGAAACCUGUCGCUGAAGUAAUCUUGUGAAAGAAGGAGCAAGAAAAACAUUCCUCUACAGCACUUCACUACCAAAUGAGCAUUAGCUACUUUUCAGAAUUUAAGAAGAAAAAGGUUAUGUGGUCUCAACGAAACUUUCCAAAGCUCUGAACAAAAGCUUUUCUUUCCCUGUGCAACAAAACAAAGCAAAGCCAUAUUUCGCCCCAUUUUGCACUAGAUAGAUGAUGGCCACUCAAAGAAUGAUGUCAGAAACUGGAUGAAUGUGUUGAUUGGGAAAAUUUUACUGACAGAAAUGACAUCUCCCCAGUCUGCUCUUGUUCUGCUAUUUUUGAUUUCCACAUAAAGGUAUUUGGAAUAUGUUAAACCCUGAGAGGAGCAACAGGGGAUCAGAGCUCAAGAUUGCUCUGCCCAAUUUCCAAAGGGCAGGAAAGCUUUUGUUCCUAUUUAGCUAUUAGCAACUCUGGCCCACUUGUACAUGCUACUGGCACAUUUUGUACAUAGACUUACUAAGCAGUGAUCAUCGAGUUUCAGAAACUUUUGUGAAAGUCAACUAAUGUCUUUUAGAUUCACACUGCCAAAAUAUGCCAGCUAAUUGGCUUAUUUGUACACAGAUACUACCAAAGUCAUAUAUAAAAGCUAAACUACUUGUAAAGGUAUUACCCUGGUCCCAGGUAGUAGUGUCUUCCUAGUCAUAUCAGUUUUGUUUCAUAUCUGAGAAGUAUAUAUAUUUUGUGGUAAAAAGAUUAUAUAUCAUAAAGUAUGCCUUACAGUUAUAAAAAGUGUAUGUUCUAUCUGUAUAUGUAUAUCUAUAUCUCUAAACUGUUACUUGAUUAAAAUCUGGCAAACCUUAAAAUAAUUUUAUCAUAAUGUAUUUAAUCUUCAUUACUUAAAAUGGAUGCUGAUUUAUUUUUAAAACAAGACAAAUGUAACUAUGAACACAUUUCCAUUUAAAUUUUAAUAAAACAGAUAGUUUAAUACUAUUGCUUAUAGAUUUUAUAUCCUGCCAUUGAAAAGAUAAAUAAUACAUUUUAUUCCACUGCACAGCAUGUAAUAAAUACAUCCUUUUGAGUUUUUCGAAGUUUUUUAUGCAACAAAGAAAAAAAACCAAUUUCUUAUAAC